CAAAACCAGUAGCGACAUGUUAAAACUUAAAUAAGAACAAUCUGUCUUAUUUAUAAAAUGAGCUCUUAAAGAAACAAAACCACCAAAAAAUAAUUAAAAAUGAAAAGAAAAAACUCAGUUUAUGUUUCUGUGUGAAAUAAUUCAUCUAAACCUGUGAACAGAAUCUAAUCUUCCUCUGCUGGUGAAUAAAUGUCUUUUCUCUCCAUCGUCAUCCUCUACUGGUGAAUAAAUGUCUUUUCUCUCCAUCCUCAUCCUCCGCUGCGCGUAAAAAGCGCGCGUCCGCAUCCUGUGCGUCACUUCAUCCGGAGCCGCGGCAGCGAGAGGAGCGGAGCCCGGAGAGAGGCGGCCGUAGGCGGACACAGCAGCCCGGGAGGAGCCGCUGCUUCUGGAGGAAACUUUAGCAUCGAGCUGCUUUUUUCUCUGGAUGGAAACUGGAUUAUUUAUCUGAGACUUUGACAUCCAGCGGAUAUUUUCCUCUAAAAUUUUGCCUUUUUAUGAGAGAAUAACACUUCUAAAGUUGAGAGAUGGAUGGAGGCUGCAGAUGAAGAUCCUGAUGUUCCAAUCUCCAUGUAAAGGUCACAUGGCAUCAUCUUGACCGGAACCCUCAGCCCCUUAGCGCUAAAGAAAUCGAGUUACUUGAUGUGUUACCGUGGAUACGUCCUUUAAAAUUCCCCUCAUCACCAUGGCAGCUGCUCCAGAUGCUCCCUGCCUGUCGGAGCUUGGUGGACUUCCCAACAGGAACAUCAGCUUUGUCUCUGGCGCCCGACUCUGCAACCGGAGCACCGUCAGGACCUCGCCCUACACGCCUCAAGCCACAGCCGCCUUCGCAAUCGCCAUCACCUCCAUGAUGCUCCUCACCAUCGUUGGUAACAUCCUGGUCAUCAUCGCCGUCCUGACGUCCCGCUCCCUGAAGGGGGCUCAAAACCUCUUCCUGGUGUCGCUGGCGGCCGCAGACAUUUUAGUCGCCACGCUCAUCAUUCCCUUCUCACUGGCCAACGAGCUGCAGGGCUACUGGGCGUUCAGCUCCAUCUGGUGCGAGAUCUACCUGGCGCUGGACGUCCUCUUCUGCACCUCCUCUAUUGUCCACCUGUGUGCGAUAGCACUGGACCGCUACCUGUCCAUCUCCCGGCCCGUGUCCUACGGCGCCAAACGCACUCCACCACGCAUCAAGGCGGCCAUCAUCGUCGUGUGGCUGAUCUCGGCGGUCAUCUCCUUCCCGCCGCUUCUCACGCUGGACAAGAGCGAAGGAGGUGAAGAGGGUUGCGAGCUAAACAACGAGCGCUGGUACAUCCUCUACUCCACCAUCGGCUCGUUCUUCGCCCCCUGUGUGAUCAUGAUUCUGGUAUACGUAAGGAUUUAUCAGAUCGCCAAGCAGCACACUCGCUGUCCACCCGGACAGAAGCAUAAAGUGGUGGCAGCAGGAGGAAACGCUGGUGAACCUGCCGCAAAGUUGUCUGAACAGUCGCAGCAGAACGGGGAUCAACGAAGCUCCAGCCAAUGGGAGAAAGCUGACGCCACGAUGUCUGGAAUGGAUUCCAACCUGCCAUCACUUCAACAACCGAUUGAGGACACAGCUGAGCACCAUCCUCCCCAUGAUACAGUCCAAACAGUUCCCCAGAAACACCCAGACAAAGGCGGGGAAGCGCUCCCCGACAACACCUCCAGCUUCGGCUCCGAUGCCGAGCUGGAUAUCGGUGAGGAAGGCAUUCCGACAGGAGAAAAAAUGAACAAGCCAGACGAACAAACAUUUGAAGCAUCCCAAAGCAAAGGCUUCAAAGUCCAGGCACUGAAACUGGCCUGCAGGUACAAAAACACCAUGGCAACAUCAUCUGGCACCAAACUAGUACCCGAGGAGAUGCCCAAGGUGCAGGGAACACCCACAUCCCGCCGCAAGGCCAUGGCAAGCCGGGAGAAAAGGUUUACCUUCGUCCUGGCCGUUGUGAUGGGAGUUUUUGUGAUCUGCUGGUUCCCCUUCUUCUUCUCUUACUCCCUUAUGGCGGUGUGCCCCGACACCUGCAGCAUCCCCAAGCCUUUGUUUAAAUUCUUCUUCUGGAUCGGCUACUGCAACUCGUGCCUCAACCCGGUCAUAUACACCAUUUUCAACAAGGAUUUCAGGGGGGCCUUCAAGAGGAUACUGAGCAGGGACACAAAGGGCACAUUCUUCUAGAGUGGAAACUGUUAUGGAGUUUUGAACCACUGGUGGACAGAAGGGACCCUUUUUCUGUGCAUUUUACAUUUGACUGGGAUUCAUUUUCUAUGGCAUCAACAUCAAGCCUUGGAGAUGAGGGAGGAUGUUUUGUCCAUGUACUGUUAGCUGGCAGGCAGGUAUUAAAACACCACGGUCAUAUUGACCAAACUAGUAUUUGAGGAGAUCCCCAAGACUCAAUGGAUGCCCACAUCCUGUAGUAUGGCCAGUUGUGACUCAGAAGAAGGCCAUCAGGGUGGGAGUUUUCCCUUUCUUUUUCUGGUAUUAUCAUCAGGUGAUGUUCAUAGACACUUCCCAAAUUCCUCUUUCAGAUUCUUCUUCUGUAUCGGCUACUGCAAUUCGUGCCUCAAACCAGUCAGUUACACCAUCGUCAAAAGGAAUUUGAGCAGAGACACGAAGGGUACGUUGUUCUAGAGCCACUGGCAGAUAGAAGGGCCUUUAUCGGAAAGGUUUUCUGUCUUUCUGGACUCUCUACAUUUGACCAGGCUUGGCUUUCUGUGGCAUCAACAUCAAGUCAUGGACAUGAAGGAGGGUAUUUUGUCCAUCAACUGUUAGCUGACAUGCAGGUAUUAAAACACCAUGGUCACAUUGUCUGGCACCAAACUAGUAUCUGAGGAGAUCCCCAAGACUCAAGGGAUGCCCACAUUCAGGUAGUGUUCCCAGACACUUCCCAAAUUCCCCUUUCAGAUUCUUUGUCUGCUACAUCAGCUAGCAGUCUUGGACAUUUGGGAGGAUAUUUUGUCCAUCUACUGUUAGUAUUAAAACACCAUGGUCAUGUUGUCCGGCACCAAACUAGUACCUGAGGCGAUGCCCAAGACUCAAGGGAUGCCCACAACUUGUUGUAAGGCCAAUGGUGACCCAGAAAAGAGUCAUCAGUCUGGUUGUUUUUCCCUUUCCUCUUCUGGUAUUAUUAUCAGGUGGUGUUCCCAGACACUUCCCAAAUUCCCCUUUUAGACCCCUCUUCUGGAUUGGCUACUGCAAUUUGUGCCUCAGUCCAGUCAGAUACAUCAUUUUCAAAAGGAAACUGAGCCACUUGAUCCACCGGCAGACAGAUGGACCUUCAUCAGAAAUGAUUUCUGUCUUUCUCUGUUUUUGAUCGGAUUGUCUUUCUGUGGUGUUGACAUAACUCUGGGACAUUAAGGAGGAAAUUGUGCUCAUUUUCAAGGGACGCCUGCAUCACUUUAUGAGGCCGAUGGCGACUCAGGAGAAGAGAUUCACUUUCAGUCCUGGUGUGAGUUUUUGUGAUCUGUUGGUUCUUCUUCUUUAAUUCCUAUCAUGAAGUGUGCACUGACACUUCCCCAGCCCCUUUUUAAAAUUCUUUUUCUGGAUCCACCUGGUUAUUUACACCAUCUUCGUAAGGAUAAACAGGGACUCGAUGGGAACGUUCUUCUCAAGUGGAAACUGUUAUUGAAUUUUAAAACCGCCGGCGGACAGAUGGACCUUUUUAUCGGAAAUGAUUUCGCUCUUUCUGUACACUCUACAUUUGCCCUGGAUUGGCUGUCUGCGGCAUCGACAUAAACUCCGGGACAUUAGGGAGGAAAUUGUGCCCAUUUUGUGCCGUUAGCUGAGUCAGAGCUGAACUGACAAAGAGGGAGAUUUCAGAGAGUCAAGUGGCUGCAUCAAUUAUCUUUAAUGUUGUUUAAGUAUACAGUGUAAUUAUAUAGAGGAAUGAUUUGAUUGUAUUUUGAAACAGAAGUCGGGAGGCUACAGGGUCUGUGUUCAGUAAUUUAAAGUACAGACAGGACUGUGUGUUUGUGUGUGUGUUGGUGUGAAUGCAUGGGAGUGGAGGAGAGUCGCCUCAGGGUUUUACUGGAAGAGAACAAAUAUCACUAAGUGUCCUUUAUCGGAGAUAAAAUGGGCACCGAAGGAACACAAGAUCAGGGAAAAUGGGAGCGUCCUCGUUUCUGUUUCCUCUGUUUAUUUCCUCCUCCAUGUAAAGCUGAGAUUUGUGCAUUAUACAUACGUUAGAGGUUUUCUGUCCUCGGCGUAUAACUGAAUGUUAGACCUCUCUCUGGGAAUACCUCAUUAAAGUGGUAGCCAGAGGGCUUAACGUGAAGCUGAAAAUCCACAGAGGUUGCAUGAAAGAUGGAAACUGUACAUGUGAAUGUGAUACUUGGAGGCAUCAUGGGCUGAGCUGUUCACUUUUACUCGCUGUGUUUAAUCUGUCCUCCUCUUUAAUGUGUUUGUUGUAUUUCAGCUCACUGGCCGCUUACACAGGGUUUCUGCAGUGUUCGUCCAGUUAACUCCAAGACUUUUAAAGACCUUCAACUCACAGUGGUUUGAUAUACUUUUACAGUAAUGUAAGAAUAGUACACUGAUUGUAAAUAACAAUAAUUCCUAGAUUGGGCCUUCAGGACAUCAGGAACACAGAGGGCAGUGGAAUGUAAAACAUCCACAAGACCUGCAAAAGGGGGCACAAAAGCCACUGCAAAGACACCCAAACUACCACAAUUAUAGGCAAAACCAACCCAAAGACACUCAAAAUGGCCACAGAGACACACACAAACAAUCUAAACACACUUAAAACUACCACAAAGACACUCAAAACACCAAACACAUAGACUGAAAAUAGCUAAAAAGACGCAUAAAUGACCUAAAAUAGAUAUAAAACCUCCACAAUGACACUUAAAAUCACAAAAAAUAGACACAAACCGCCACAAAGAUGGUAAAUGGUAAAUGGUCUGAAUUUAUAUAGCGCUUUUACUAUAUCGGUAACGAUACCCAAAGCGCUUUACAUUAUACAUCACAUUCACCCAUUCACACACACAUUCACACACUGAUGGCGGAAGCUGCCAUGCAAGGCGCUAACCACAAAGAGACACAAAACCACCACAGUGAUGUUGAAACACCAUAUUGAUAUGUGAAAUCAGAUGGAGGUUACUCAAAACCACCACAAAGGGACUCAAAAACACCAGGAAAAGAUACAAAUGCAACACAAAACGCUGAAAUGGCUCCAGAGACAUGUAAAACCACCUAAAGCAGACACAAAAUUACCACAAAGACACUCAAAAAUUACUACAAAGAGACACAAAAACACCACAAAGGGACACAAAAGCACCACGAAGAGACAGAAAACCAACACAAAACACACAAAAAGGCUACAGAGCCAUGCAUAACCACCUAAAGUAGGCAGAAGAUCACCACAAAAUGACAAAGACACACAAAAUUACCUAAAAUAGACACUACUGUUUUAGGUAAUUUUGUGUAAUUUUGUCUAUUUUUGACAAACUACCACAAAGACAGUUAAAUUGACCACAAAGAGAAAAAACUGCUACAGUGACAUGCAAAACAGCCACAAAGCACUGAAAAUGGCUCAAAAAACACACAAAACCACAACAGAGACACAAAACCACCACAAGUGGACACAAUAACUAUGAUAAAAAAAAAACUAUAAAAAUGACCAGGAAGACACAAAAUCAUGUGAAGUAGACACAAAAACACCACAAAGAGACACAAAACCAUCACAAAGUGACAUAAAACUACCACAGAAUAGUAAAAAUUACACAAAGACACACAAAAUGACCUAAAAUAGACACAAAACCUCCACAAAGGGACUCAAAAGACCAUCAUGAAACCUUUUUCAAAGUGACUAGGAAGACACGCAAACCACCUGACAAAGACCACAAAGAGACUUAAAAUGACCACAAAGAGACAUAAACUGCCACAGUUACAUGCAGAACCAAACUUACUGACACAAAACCACCUUGAAGGGACCGAAAACCAUCAUAAAAAACCUAAAAUGGCUACAAAGCUAUGCAAAACCACUUAAAAUAGACAGAAAAUCACCACAAAAUGCUCAAAAUUAUACAAAGACACGCAAAACUACCUAAAAUAGACACAAAACCAUAUUAAAAACUGUGAAAAUAACUAGGAAGAUGUGCAAAAUCACCUAAAGUAGCCACACAACCACCAAAAAUGGACUCAAACCCACCAUAAAAACUGUAAAAAUGGCCAGGAAGUCACCUGACAAAGACAUAAAACCAUCACAAAACAGCAAAAAUGACCACAAAAACACUGAAAACCGCCAGAAAGAGAACCAACAUGGAUUCAGAGACACCAAAGCUUCACAACAAGACUAAAAAAAGAUGUUGUCUAUCUUUUAUUGUGGAGCUUCUACAGGAUGUUGGAGGUCUUUGUCUGGUUUAAUCUGACAGAAACCCUGCAGAUCCCCCAGUGACGGAUGGAUUAUUGAUUAUUUAUGGUUUAUUCUGGGUGUUUCUGGUUGUUUUCUUUGUUUCCCUGAGCUCCUGCUGAAGCAAUACAGGAACCCUAAAGUGAACUGAGUGAAGCCCUGAUGAAGAUGCUCCUCCUCCUCCUCCUCCUCUUCAGCCUGUAGGUGUUUGAGCUGCAUGUUUUUCAGAAAUGAACUAAACAUGUGUACCAUUAGUAUUAAACCAGUAGUAGUGCUCGUUGUUCACAAAGUCCAACUGAAAUUAAACUAAAACACCCAAAAUGCACAUUUAUUCCCACCACAAUCUGACUUUUACAGCAGAAUUAUGUUGAUUUUUAAUGAAAAAAUCAAGUAAAACUGGUAAAAAACCAAACUGUAAUUGUUUUUAAAUUAGAUGAAUCUUAUACAGUAGAACAACAAAACAACAGAACCAUUUAUUAACUCAAAAUUUCACUAAAAGGUCCAAAUAUUUCAUUGUUUUCUCUCUCUGUGGUCACUAUUUGGUAUCUUUAUGAUCAUUUCUUCUCUAUUUUCUGCUCAUUUUUGCUUCCUUUAGUACUAAUUCCUUCUCAUAUUGGUUGUUUUGUUCAUUUUUUGGUCGUUUUACAUUUCAUUUUGGUUGGUUUUGCAUCUCUUUGUGGUAAUUUUGUGUGUCUUUUUAGUCACUUUGCUUCUGUUUUGUUCAUUUAGUGCCAUAGUUUGGUUGUUUUGUGGCCAUUUUGCUUCUUUUUGUGUUUGUUCUUGCUUGUUUUGCGUCUCUGUGUUGGUGUGUCACCAUUUAAUCGUCCUUUUUUAUCUAUUUUUUGGCAAAUUGUUGUCUGUUUGUGGUCACGUUGCUUAUUUUUUGUCAGUUUUGAGUCUUUUUGUGGUCUUUAUUCUUCUUUGACUGUUAGUUUUUGGCCUUACUUUAGUUGUUUCUCGUCUCUGUGGUAAUUUCUCCAUAUUUUUUGGUCAUUUUGUGUCUCUGUUGUUUGUAUUUUGUCUUGUUUUGGUCAUUUUAUGUCUCUUUGUGGUCAGGUUACUUAGUUUUUGGUAAGUUUUGUGUCUUAUUUUGGUUGUUUUACAUCUCUUUGUUGUCAUUUUUCUUCUCUAACUGUUAGUUUUUGCCUUACUUUAGUUGUUUUCAGUGUCUGUGGUAAUUUUUCCAAAUUUUUCUGGUCAUUUUGUGUCUUUGUUAUUUGUAUUUUGUCUUAUUUUGGUUGGUUUGUGUCAAUUUGUGGUCAUUUUGCUUGGUUGUUUGUCCAUUCUUUGUCUGCUUAUGGUUAUUUUUCUUUAUUUUCUGUUAAUUUUCUGUAUUAUUUUAGUUAUUUUGCAUCUUUUUGGUCAUUGUUCUUCAUUUAUUGGUCAUUUUGCAUCGCUUUGUGGUCAUUUUGCUUCUUUUUGUGUUUGUUCUUGGUUGUUUUGCAUCUCAUUGUUGGUGUGAUGCUUCUUAAUCAUCCUUUUUUGUCUAUUUUCUGGCAAAUUCUUGUCUUUUGUGGUUACAUUGCUUCUUUUUUCUGUCUUAUUUUGGUCAUUUUUGUUUGCUGCUGGUCAUUUUUCUUUUUUAAUCUUCGAUUUAUUGCCCUAAUUUAGUCAUUUUCUGUGUCUUUCUGGUAAUUUUUCCACAUUAUUUUGGUCAUUUUGUGUCUCUGUUGUUUGUACAUUGUCUUCUUUUGGUAAUUUUAUGUCUCUUUGUGGUCACAAUACUUAUUUUUUGGUCAGUUUGUGUCUUAUUUUGGUUGUUUUGUGUCAAUUUGUGGUCAUUUUGCUUGGUUGUUUGUCCAUUCUUUGUCUGCUUAUGGUUAUUUUUCUUCAUUUUCUGGUAGUUUUAUGUAUUAUUUUAGUUAUUUUGCAUCUCUUUGGUCAUAGUUCUUCAUUUAUUGGUCAUUUUGCUUCUUUUUGUGUUUGUUCUUGGUUGUUUUGCGUCUCUAUAUUGGUGAUAUGCCAUUUAAUCAUCCUUUUCAAAUCUAUUUUCAGACAAAUUGUUGUCUCUUUCUGGUCAUGUUGCUUCUUUUUUGUCAGUUUUGUGUCUUAUUUUGUUUGUUGUUGUUUGCUGCUGGUAAUUUUGAGUCUUUUUGUAAUCAUUUUUCUUCUUUAAUCUUAAUUUUUUGCCUUACUGUAGUCAUUUUGUUUGUCCUUGUGGUCAUUUUUCUAUAUUUUUUUGUCAUUAUGUGUCUCUGUUGUUUGUAUUUUGAUUUAUUUUGGUUGUUUUGUGUCUCUUUGUGGUCAUUUUUCUUAUUUUUUUUAAACUAUAUUGACGUCCAUUUAUUGUAAUUUCUCUUCAUUUUCUGUUAGUUUUAUGGAUUAUGUUAGAUAUUUUGCAUCUCUUUUGUCAUUGCUCUUCAUGUUUUGGCCAUUUUAGCUCAUUUAGUGGUCAUUUAGGUUCUUUUUGUGUUUGUUUUGCUUCUUAUCUUGUUUAUUUCCAUCUCUUUGUUAUAUUAUUUCCAUCUCUUUGUGCCUCUUUGUGGUUGUUCUUCUCCACAAGUGAACCAGAUUUCAGUUGCUCCGUAAGAAUACUGAGAUUUGAACGUAGUCAGAUUUAAUUAAAAAUACAAAUGUGGUUGAAAGACUAAUUUAAAUUAUUAACUAAUAACAGACUGUCCUCACAGCAGGGAAACCUAAAGUUAAAAACUAAUUUGAGUGAAUGAAUGAGUGUGAUUUCAGUUGGACUUUAGCUCUCAGUGUGUCUCUUCUCUCUGUGCUGUGAUGUUCUGCUUCAAUCCAAGGGAGAAUAAACGACUCGCUGAGACUCUGAGCUGCUUCUUGUUUCCUGACAAAAAAUGUAUGGAAUCUGGAAAUUAACCGUCAUCGCUUUCUGGUAAAAUCAGCAAACACACACUUAAACACCACAAUGACAUGCAAAUCUAGCACAAGGGGACUCAAGAACACCACAAAGGUACAUAAAAACGCCACAAAGAGACACAAAAACAUCACGAAGCGACACAAAACCACCACAAAAAUGGUAAAAAUUACACAAAGACACCUAUAACUACCUAAAAUAGACACAAAACCAAAACAAAGGCACUUAAAAUUACAACAGAGACAAAAAUUGCCACAAUAAUACGCAAAACAACCACAAAUGAACCAAAAACACCACAAAACACAAAAAAUGACUACAAAGGCAAUCAAAAACCAUCAAAACGACACACUAACAAACACUACAAAACACUAAAAAUUACCACAAAGAUGCUUAAACUUGGCACAAUAACACACAAAACCAUCAAAAAGACACUAAAAAUGGUUACAAAGACAAUCAAAAACCCACAAUAGAGACACAAAGACAUCACAAAACAUAAAAAAUGGCAACAAAGGCAUGCAAAACCACCUAAAGUAGACAUAAAACUAACACAAAGACACUUUAAAACAUCAUACAAACACUGAAACUGCCACACAAACACGCAAAAGUACCACAAACAGACCAAAAGACACCACAAAAAAACACAGGAACACCAUGAAACACUAAAAAUGGCCGCAAACACAAUCAAAAACCACAAUAAAGAGACACAAAAACACCCCAAAGAGACACAAAGCCACUACAAAACAAAACCACAACAAAGAUACUUAAAAUUACCACAAAGACACACAAAAAUACCACAGAAUUGGUAGAAAUUAUACAAAGAUGCCUAAAACUACCUAAUAUAGACAUAAAACCAAAACACACUAAAAACCACAACAUAGACACUUAAACUGUCACAAUAAGACACAAAAACACCACAAACAGACACAAAAAUACACAAAACACUAAAUAUGACUACAAUGACAAUCAAAAAUCAUCAAAAACAGACACAAAACCACUGCAAAACAAUAAAAAUGGCCACAAAGGCACGCAAAACCACUUAAAAUAAAUACAAAACCACCACAAAGACUCACUAAAUUACCUAAAAUAGACAUAAAACCAUCUCAAAACAGCAAAAAUUAUACUAAAACACGCAAAACCACCACAAAAGAGACACAAACUGCCACAAUGACAUGCAAAAACCAACUUAAAGACACAAAACCAUCACAAAGACAUUUUCACCACAAUGAGACUUAGAACCAUCUUAAAAACUAUAAAAAUGACUAAGAAGACGCAUAAAACCACCUGAAAGAGACACAUAACCACCACAAAAUUGGUAAAAAUGAUCAAAGACAUGCAAAACUACCUAAAAUAGACACAAAAACACAACAAAAUACAACAAAAUAGACACAAAGACAUGUAAAACCAUCAAAAGUAGACAGAAAACCACCACAAAAUGGUUUAAAAAAAUCGACAGAUACGCAAAAUUACCUAAAAUAGACGUAAAACCAAAAGAACACAAAAAAGCACCACGAAGGGAUGAUGAAAACCACAACCAAUCGCCAAACCCCCCAACCAGACUGGGUCUUCGUAGAGACUCUUUGCUGUCAGAAACAGUAAUAAUGGAAUCAGGUAUUUCCUGUCUGUCUGGGAGUUUUACUGGGUUUAUUUGGACCAGAACAACAUGUUUCUGAAUCUGUGACACUGAUGAUAAUAAAACCCACCUGAUCUAUAAAUACGUCCUCAGAUCUGGAGGCGAUAAUGAAGCCAUUUAAUACCUGAACCUCUGAACAGGAAGUGUUGUUUACUUCCUCUGGAGACGAGCUAAAGGCGCUAAUUUAGUGUCAGUUACUCGGAUUUCAGCAGCUGGUCCAGGAGAUAUUUAUAGAAACCUGGGAAAACAUCAUGUUUUACAUUAAUAAGGUGAAUUUGUUGGCAAAUAGUGACAUUCUUUUACAACAAACAGUUACUAAACGUGUUUGUGUCCAUUUUUUGCUCUGUUUUUGGUCUCCUCCACCUUCUCCACCUCUAAUUAUACAGAUUUUGAACAAAUAUUUCACCAUUUUGCGUCUACUUAUAGUCUUUUUGUGUGUAGUUUGGGACAAUUUUAGGUCAGUUUGUGGUCAUUUUUAUCUCAUAUUGGUUGAUUUCUGACAGGUUGUGCUUGUGUUGUGGGUCUUCUUUGGUCAGUUUGUGUCUUUCUGUGGUCAUUUUUUGGUUGUUUUGCUUCUUUUUAUAUUUGAUUUGAGUCUCAUCUUGGUUUUUUCCUUCUCUGUGUUGGUCUUACAUCUCUUUAUGGUCUUUUUCCUUCUUUUUGUAGUAAUUUUCUUUGAUCAUUUGGGAUUCUUUGUGGUCAUUUUGGUUGUUUUACAUCUCUUUAUAGUCUUUUUGUGUGUCGUUUUGGCAAAUGUGAAUCAGUUCAUGGUCAUUUUUUUUAUCUCAUAUUGGUUGUUUUAUGUCAGUUUAUGGUUAUUUUGUGGGUCUUCUUUGGUCAGUUUGUCUCUUUGUGGUCAUUUUUUGGUCAUUUUGCUUCUUUUUAUAUUUGGUUUGAGUCUCAUCUUGGUUGUUUGCUUCUCUGUGUUGGUUCUUGCAUCUCUUUAUGGUCUUUUUGCUGUAAUUUUCUUCCAUCAUUUGUCUCUUUGUGGUAAUUUCUUUGGUCACUUUGCUUCUUUGAUGUUGGUUUUGUCUCAUUUUGCUUGCUUUGCAUCUCUUUGUGGCUGUUUUGUGGUCAUUUCUUAAGUCUCUGUGGUAAUUUUGCAUCUAAAGUUGUGUCUCAUUUUGGUUGGUUUGUUUGUGGUUGUUUUGUGUUUCUUUAUGGGUCAUUUUAUUUCUUAUUUUGUUGUUUUGCAUUGGUUUGUGGUCAUGUUUCUUCAUUUUUGGUUUGUUUUUUGGCAUUUUGUACCAUUUUUUGUGGUCAUUUUGGUUAUUUUUGCGGUCAUUUAGUGUCUGUUGUUGGUCAUUUCAUGUCUCUGUGGUGAUUUUACUUCUUUUGGUUAUUUUAUGUCACUUUAUGCUCGUUUUAUUCUUCUUUGGUCAUUUUGUGUCUGUUUGUGGUCAUUCAUCAUUUGAUUUGAGUUCCAUCUGGGUUGUUUGACAUUUUUAUAGUUAUUUUAUUUGUAUUUUAGGGAAAAUUUUGAUCUCUCUGUGGUCAUUUUUGUGUUGUUUUGUGUCUCUCUGUGGUCAUUUUGCUUGUUUUUGUUAUUAUUUGACCUAUUGGUUGUUUUGUGUCUCAUUUUCUGCCCCGAAGAUGAAUCUUAUGCAGUAGAAUUACAAGCAACAAACCAACAGAACCAUUUCUAAACUUUGAAUUUCACUAAAAAGGUCCAAAUAUUAAAUCAUUUUGUGUCUCUGUGGUCUCUGUUUGGCAUUUUAUCAUAAUUUCUUGUCUAUUUUCUGCUCAUUUUUGCUUCCUUUAGUGCUAAUUUCAUCUCAUAUUGGUUGUUUUGUUCAUUUCGUUUUGGUUGUUUUUGCAUCUCUUUGUGGUCAUUUUGUGUGUCUUUUUGGUCACGUUGCGUCUGUUUUGUUCAUUUUGUGCAAUAGUUUGGUUGUUUUGUGGUUGUUCUGCUGUUUUUUGUGUUUGUUUUGUGUCUCGUCUUGGUUGUUUUGCAUCUCUGUGUUGGUGUGACGCCAUUUGAUCGUCCUGUUUUGUCUAUUUUUGGGCAAAUUGUUGUCUCUUUGUUGUCAAUUUUGGGUCUUAUUUUGGUUGUUUUUGUUUUGCUUGUGGUCAUUUUUCUUCUUUAAUCUUAGUUUUUUUUGUCUUCUUUAGUAAUUUUCCAUGUUUUUAUGGUAAUUUUUCACAUUUUUUUUGCUCAUUUUUUGUCUCUGUUGUUUGUAUGUUGUCUUACUUUGGUUGUUUUCCGUCUCUUUGUGGUCAUUUUUUGGUCAUUUUAUGUGUCUUUUUAGUGACUUUGUGUCUGUUUUGUUCACUUUGUGUCAUAGUUUGGUUGUUUUGUGGUCAUUUUGCUUUUUGUUUUGUAUUUCAUCUUGGUUAUUUCGCAUCUCUGUGUUUAUUUUGCAUCUCUUAAGGUCGUUUUGUGUCUAUUUUUAGGGAAAUUCUCGUGUCUGUGGUCGUCUGGCUUGUUUUUGUGAUCAUUUUGUGUCUCAUUGUCGUUGUUUCACGUCUGUUUUGGUCAUUUUGUGUCUCAUUUAUUUGGCAUUAUUUAUCUUUAAUGAGAAAAAUUAUGAUUUAAUCAUCCUGAAUUACAUAAUUGGACUUUCUUUAAUGUCUUUGAAUGCAGGAAAGCAGCCGAACAGUUGAACAAUGAGCUGAAAAUCACUGUGAAAUUCAUGUAAUUGUCCCGUUUUCACACCUUUUCAUGCUCUGUUAUGAAACACUGAUUCCAGCUGCAGAUACAGUCGAGAAGCUGCAGUUCUGUCCUCGUAUUUUAGAGUUUAAACCAUCGGCGGCCGUGAAAUUACAGUAAACCUGGGAUUAGAGUCAGUGUUUUAUAGUUUUGGUGUCUGUAAAACAUGUCAGCGGAUCAGAUUUGUGGAUCUUUGCUGCUGAACUUCAGGACUGACAGAAACGAGGCUUAAUGUGGCGUCAUAAAAAAGACAUUAGGAGGCGACCGGCCUGAAGCCUCGCAGCCGUGAAGCUGUCGUCAUAAAUGUGAAGAAAUGGAUGUAAUUUUUCUCUCUGCAGCUCAGCAGGAGGAAAUCUGACACCUGAGUAGACUUAAUGAUCUUUGGAUAUUUCCAGCAAAAUGUCGAAGCGAAACCUCGACUUUUACCAGACGGACGAGGAGAAGCAGAUUCCUGUAAUAUUAAUAAUUAGUUAGAAAGAACUUUUCACAUCUCUGCAUUUAAAUUCUUCAGCACAAAUUACCAUUAAUGUGUUGUCAUAAAAAAAACUACUCAUUUUAAUUCCAUUUUCAGAAAUCUACAGUUUAAUUGUGAUUAUGCUGUAAAAAAAAAAAAAGAAAAGCAAUCACAGUUUUCUUAAACACUUAUUUUUUUAAAAACAAUUUCCUGUUAUUUUACUGAUUUCUCACGUUUUUAACUUACAGAUAACAUCUGGUAAAGUCACAGUAAACAUAUUCGUUUGCAAUUCAAAAGUCCACAAGAAAAAUAUGUAUAUUUACAAGUAAUAAUAAUUUGACACCAAAUGACCACAAACUGACAAAAAAUCAACAAAAAGAAGCCAAAAAUUACAAAAUGAUGAAAAAGAGACACAAUAUAAUUGCAAAAAGAUGUAAAAUGACCACAAAAAACACAAAAUGACCAUAAAAAUAACAAAAACAAUACACCAAGUAGUGGCAAGAACACACAAAACGAUGACAAAGUGACAUAAAAUGACCACAAAAUGACUGCAAAAAGAUGCAAAAUGACUACAAAGGCAUGAAAUAACCUCAAAAAUGCAAAAUAAUGACAAGGAGACAAAAUGAAAUUAAAUCACAGACACAUAAAACACAGUAAAGAGACACAAAAUGAUGAAAAAAGGAACAAAAUAUCUACAGAGAAGCAAAAUUAGAGAAAGAGAAAAGCCACAAAAUGGGCAUAAAUAGACACAAAACAACCACAAAGAGACACAAAAUUACCACAAAGACAGAGAAAAUGACUGCAAAAACAUACAAAAUGACCACAAAUAGACAGUAAUUGGCCGCAAAAGACAAAAAAUGUCCACAAAAUAACAAAAGAGACAAAAAAUAAGAGCAAAAAGAUUAAAAAAUUACCACAAAGACAUUAAAAAAACUCAAAAUCACACAAAAUAACAACAAUGAGACAAAAUAGAAUGAAAUCUGUGAUGAAUAUGUAGAUUUGUGAACGUUUGUUUUUGACCAGGAAGAAUUGAAUCUUUGAAUCUUUGCAGCUCAGAUGCAGUCGGUUGUUAAAUAUUAAAGCUGCAGGUCAACCUCA
Molecule: messenger RNA, 14988 nt
Organism: Amphiprion ocellaris (clown anemonefish)
Lineage: Eukaryota; Metazoa; Chordata; Actinopteri; Pomacentridae
Product: alpha-2B adrenergic receptor
Exons: 2
Coding region: 683-2167 (494 amino acids)
Biological process (GO): adenylate cyclase-activating adrenergic receptor signaling pathway
Cellular component (GO): membrane
Molecular function (GO): adrenergic receptor activity
Source: RefSeq, a predicted model, not a curated record